AUGGGUCCAUGGGCCUCCUCACUGGGGAGGCAGAGUCCUCGCGUGGUCUCCUGCCUCGAGCACAGCCUGUGCCCCGGGGAGCCUGGCUUGCAGACAACAGCAGUGGUGUCCAUGGGCUCUGGAGACCAUCAGUUCAACCUCGCAGAGAUCCUGUCACAGAACUACAGUGUUCGGGGAGAGUGCGAGGAGGCCUCGAGGUGCCCAGAGAAGCCCAAGGAGGAGCUGGAGAAGGACUUCAUCUCCCAGAGCAACGACAUGCCCUUCGAUGAGCUGCUUGCACUCUAUGGCUACGAGGCAUCAGACCCCAUUUCAGACCGGGAGAGUGAGGGUGGUGACGUGGCCCCUGACCUCCCGGACAUGACCCUGGACAAGGAACAAAUAGCAAAGGAUUUGCUUUCAGGGGAAGAAGAGGAAGAGACACAGUCAUCUGCUGACGACCUCACCCCGUCCGUGACCUCCCACGAGGCCUCCGACCUCUUCCCUAACCGGAGUGGAUCUCAUUUCCUGGCUGAUGAAGACAAAGAGCCUGGCUCUUCUGCCUCCUCCGACACCGAGGAGGACUCUCUUCCUGCCAACAAAUGUAAGAAGGAGAUCAUGGUGGGACCUCAGUUCCAAGCUGACCUCAGCAACCUGCACUUGAACCGGCACUGUGAGAAGAUCUACGAGAAUGAAGACCAGCUGCUCUGGGACCCCAGCGUCCUCCCCGAGAGGGAGGUGGAGGAGUUCCUGUACAGGGCGGUGAAGCGGCGUUGGCAGGAGAUGGCCGGGCCCCAGCUCCCGGAGGGAGAAGCCGUGAAAGACAGUGAGCAGGCGCUGUACGAGUUGGUGAAAUGCAACUUCAACGUGGAGGAGGCCCUGCGAAGGCUGCGGUUCAACGUGAAGGUGAUCCGAGAUGGGCUCUGUGCUUGGAGUGAAGAGGAGUGCAGGAACUUUGAGCACGGCUUCCGCGUGCACGGAAAGAACUUUCACCUGAUCCAGGCCAACAAGGUGCGCACACGGUCUGUGGGUGAGUGUGUUGAGUACUACUACCUGUGGAAGAAGUCGGAGCGCUACGACUACUUCGCUCAGCAGACACGGCUGGGCCGGAGGAAGUACGUCCCGUCCGGAACCACGUGCCUGGCACAGGAGUGGCAUGGCUGCAGCCCGGUGCCUGUGGGCGGCCCCACCCUCUGUUGCAUUCUCUUCACAGACCCACUGAGUGUGGACGGCACGGCCGGUGGUCUCGGUGAGCCUGCAGUGGCCUCUGAUGGCCUCCCGUCCUCGGAGCCAGGGCCCUGUUCCUUCCAGCAGCUGGACGGACCCCCCGUUGGACCCCCGUCCCGUCAGCCUCCAGCCCUGGCCGACCCAGCCUCGUACUCGCCAGCUGUCGUCGCUCCGGAGGCAGACGCCAGCCCAAGGCUGGCUGUGGACUUCGCCCUGCCCGAGGAGCUGCCUCUCAUCUCCAGCCGUGUGGACCUGAGCGGGGACCCGGAGGGGACUGUGGCCCCUGCGCAGGUGGCUUUGUCGGUCACCGAGUUUGGACUCAUUGGCAUUGGGGACGUGAACCCCUUCCUGGCCGCCCACCCCACGUGCCCGGCCCCCGGGCUACACUCGGAGCCCCUGUCACACUGUAACGUGAUGACCUGCUGACUCCUGGCCGCGGGCGGCGUAUGCGGCCCAGACUGGACUUGGCACUGCCGCUGGGCCCGCCUCUGUCAGUCUUCCUGACCCCUUCCCCCGCCCCGGGCCUUGGGGUGGCACCUCCU
Messenger RNA from Mandrillus leucophaeus (drill), 1745 nucleotides. It is a transcript of the gene MIER2, whose product is annotated as mesoderm induction early response 1, family member 2. Gene Ontology annotation, biological process: negative regulation of transcription by RNA polymerase II. Gene Ontology annotation, cellular component: nucleoplasm. The record is from RefSeq and is a predicted model, not a curated record. NCBI's taxonomy places the organism in Eukaryota, Metazoa, Chordata, Mammalia, Primates, Cercopithecidae. The coding region runs from base 1 to 1629 and encodes 542 amino acids. Gene Ontology annotation, molecular function: histone deacetylase binding; transcription corepressor activity. The transcript is spliced from 13 exons.